Vidua macroura (Pin-tailed whydah) is the source of this 2494-nucleotide messenger RNA. Its product is annotated as alpha-endosulfine-like. Lineage: Eukaryota; Metazoa; Chordata; Aves; Passeriformes; Viduidae. The coding region runs from base 327 to 815 and encodes 162 amino acids. The record is from RefSeq and is a predicted model, not a curated record. Gene Ontology annotation, cellular component: cytoplasm. Gene Ontology annotation, molecular function: protein phosphatase inhibitor activity. The transcript is spliced from 3 exons.
GGUGACGUGAGCUGCGGGUGGUCCCAAGGGAUGGGUGGGGGUGAGCUCCCUCCUCCCCCAGGCCCCUUUCCCUUCCCGGGGGCGCUUUCGGGGCGUUCCGGUGUCCCCGCAGCCCCGGGCCCGCGCGGUGUCCCCGCAUCCUCCCAGCCCCGGUCUCGAACCCGCGGCGCUGCGGGGCGGGGGAAGCCCCGCCUCUUUCCCCGCCCACUCGAUGGUUCUAGCUUUCUAUUGGCCGCUGUUCGUGCCAGUCAUUGCUGCCCCGCCUUUUGUUUGCACCGCCUCCUCUAAGUACCCCGCCUUCCGCACGCACUGAUUGGUCAGGUGUGAUGUCACUGCGGCCGCUUCUCUGCGUUCAUUGGGUAGAGCUGCUGUCCGUCACGCAGCUGAGGCAGUGGAGGCGUUGGCGGCCAUUUUGGAGCAGGGCGCGGGGCCGGACGCAGCGGAGGGAGCGCGGAGCCCCCCUCGCCGCCAUGGCAGCCCCGCUCGGUACCGGCGCCUUCACGGAGGAGACCGGGCGGGAGAAACAGGCUGCUGCGGAGCUCGGGGCCGUUUCCCCCGCCAGGGCCGAGCUCGAGGCCAAAUACCCCGGGCUGGGGCUGCGGCCGGGGGGGGCACAGUUCCUCCUGAGGAGGCUGCACAAGGGGCAAAAAUACUUUGAUUCUGGCGACUACAACAUGGCCAAGGCCAAGAUGAAGAACAAGCAGCUGCCAAGUGCAGGGCCUGACAAGAACCUGGUGACAGGAGACCACAUCCCCACGCCCCAGGACCUGCCCCAGAGGAAGUCCUCACUGGUCACCAGCAAGCUGGCGGGGUAGCUUCACUCUCAGCUGGGGGCUGCCCUCUUUUUGUCUCUUUUUUUUGGCUAAAUGGAUUGAACUUCACUGUACCAUAGGGAUGGGAGCACCAGAAUCCACGUAGUUGUUUGAGUCUUUCCAGCAAACACACCCCAAAGCUGAGUGGGGGCAGGGUUGGGUUGGCCCUUCCUCUCAAGAGAGGCUUUGCCUUAAUUUUGCUGCUGUUUGGAUCCAUCCUGGCUCCCAGAGCCACUGGAGCUCUGCCUCCUGGCUGGGAGAGCCCUGGGAGGGGCAGAGAGGGCUCGGGGGAGGCACCUGGAGGAGGGGAGAGGGCAGGGCUGAGGUGUGGGAAGGGAUUCCAGGGGUUGGGGUCACAGAGACUGAGCCAGCUGGGCAGGAGGAGUGAUCCCACAUCUCACAGGUGUGAUCCCAGAUCUGGAAAGAGUGAUCCCAAAUCUGGAAAGAGUGAUCCCUGAUCUGGCAGGUGUGAUCCCAGAUUUGGAAAGUGUGAUCCCAGACCUGGAAAUUAGGACCCCAGAUUUGGAAAGUGUGAUCCCAAAUCUGCCAGGUGUGAUUCCAGGUCUGAAGGCACAGUCAGGUGUGUGCUUUAGAGCUUCAAAGUGAUGAAAUUGGCUGAGAUGAAAAAAAUUGCAGGGGGUGUUGUUGAGCUGAGCUGCCUGGGAUCCGUCCCUGGCUCAGCUCACAGGGCACAGCAUGUCCAGAGGGUUUGGGAGAGGGGUUGGGCCGUGUCUGAAACAUCCCUGUGGUGAUCUGGGGGUAGAGCCCCACCACAGCUGCCCCGAGGGGCUUGACUGAAUUUGGAGAGAGGCAGGAGUGGCAGGAACCACCCAGAAAGGGAUAAAAAGCACCAGAGACAGGGUGGAAUUUGAAGGGUGUUGAGGCAAACCUGUGCUUUGAAAGUGUUGGGCAUCCCAAGCUUGGAUUUCUUUUUUAUCCCAUUUUUCUCCUUCUUGUGUUUUCUUUGUCUCAAGCCUGAGGAAAAAAGAAAAAAAACAAAAAAAAAACAAACAAAAAAAAAAAACAAAAACCCAAAUUAACACCAACAUCUCAACAAAAAGCCCCAAAUCUAACAGCUUUUUGCUGCAGCCCUGCAGAGCCACACAUGCCCCCUCCUUGUGCCCUGGGUGCCACUUUUCCAUGCAGUGGGAAGUGUGGGCACAGCUGUGCCAGGGCAUCCCAAAACCUGCCCCAGUUUCAGCCCCGUACUGGAGGCACAGGGGUCAAAGGAAGGGAUUCAGGAGUGAAGGAUGCCCGGGCAGGGCUUUCCUUCUGUGUGUUCCUGCUCACCUGGGUGUUCCCUGGGAACCUGUGUGUCACCUGUGUCACCUGUGUCACUUCCCUGGUGCUGCUUGGAGCAAGGUGUUGCUUCCCAGGAGUGUUUACCCAGGGUGUGCUGGAAUGUGUGUCUGCCUUCAGGUGGUUCCUGGAUCCUGCUGUGAGAAGCAGCCCUGGGGCUGCUCCUGGCCACUCUCUGGGGAAGGGACAAGGAGGGUGGUGGGAUUGGCACCUGCCCCUUGUCCCCACAGGGUCCUGCUCUGGCCUCCAGCACUUUUCCAGCCCCUGUGUGACCUGGUUGGGCAGUGGCUGCACACCCUCCUUGGAUGUCCUGCUGUCUGUCCCAGCCAUGUUGUAAAUAGAUACAAAUAUAUAAAAGUAUAUAUAAUUUUUUUACAUGUUCA